GUCAAAUUAUAUCUUUUCUAAAUCUUAUUGUCACUAUUGUAGUUUUAUGUAUUACAAUGACUUCAAGUGAUGCGGGAAGCAAAAUCGGGCUUAUAAUAAAUUAUGAAUUAAUUUUAAUUUUGUAUUUUCAAUGGUGUAUUUAUCAUUUGUCUGAAACAGAGUAUCAGAUGAAUUCCGUUGCACGUAUACUGAAUUAUAGCAAAUUGAAAUCAGAAGCAGCUUACGAAUCUUCUCCUGACAAACAACCUCCUGCCGAUUGGCCUCAAAAAGGAGAAAUUGAAUUUAAAAAUGUUUCGUUAAAAUAUUCGAAUGACAGAAGUAUUGUUUUAAAUAAUAUAUCUUUUCUUAUUAAGCCAGGAGAAAAAAUAGGAAUUGUUGGACGAACGGGAGCCGGAAAGAGUUCUAUAAUUGCUAGUUUAUUCCGUAUGACAGAGCCAACAGGAAUAAUAACCAUCGAUGGAAUUGACACUAAAAAUAUUGGUCUUCGGGAACUACGUAGUAAAAUCUCAAUUAUUCCUCAAGAUCCUGUGUUAUUUACUGGUACUCUUCGUAGAAACAUUGACCCUUUCAAUGAAUAUUCCGAAGAAAUGUUAUGGCAAGCGAUCGAAAAGGUACAGUUGAAAGAUGUUAUAAAAAAUUUGCCUGGAGGAAUAGAUACGCAUUUAACUGAAGGAGGACGAAAUUUCUGCGUGGGAGAAAGACAGUUAAUUUGUCUUGCAAGGACAAUCCUUUGUCAGAAUAAAAUUCUUGUCAUGGACGAAGCAACAUCCAAUAUCGACAAAAUAUGCAAAGCAUCCUGGUUCCUUAAUAAAGCAUAUCCUCGAGCCAUUUGUAUGGACACAGGAAUGCAUGGCUUCGAAUCUUGCGGAUUGUGGACUUGCAAUCGCUUUAAGAUCGGGCAUGAGGAAUAUGUUGUUCUUGACGAAGAUGCCAAUCUAAGUGAAUCGGCAGAAGUCUCCCAGAAUCUGGCAACUGAAAGGCGGCAAAAACAAACAGAUACUUUAACGUGUAUGGCACAAUCCAAUCAGACUACUGAGCGAGAACAGACUGAAGAAGUUGAGUCCCCACAACUUCCUGAGGUACCGACAACUCACCCUUCGGAAAAACAGCGAGAUCAAUGUCUAGAAGAGAAAGCGAAGGAAUGUUCUUUAGGUAUGAAAGUAAACAUUUCUAAUACAGAGACAGUUCGAGCGACAUUUGAAAUAAUUUCUCCACUACAUGGUAUUCUUGGAAUUGCAAGAAGAAAAACGUAUAAAAGAAUCUUGGUUUGA
Molecule: messenger RNA, 1271 nt
Organism: Centruroides sculpturatus (bark scorpion)
Lineage: Eukaryota; Metazoa; Arthropoda; Arachnida; Scorpiones; Buthidae
Product: probable multidrug resistance-associated protein lethal(2)03659
Exons: 7
Coding region: 57-1271 (404 amino acids)
Biological process (GO): transmembrane transport
Cellular component (GO): membrane
Molecular function (GO): ATP hydrolysis activity; ATPase-coupled transmembrane transporter activity; ATP binding
Source: RefSeq, a predicted model, not a curated record